Dibothriocephalus latus is the source of this 1113-nucleotide messenger RNA. The record is from the annotation of a GenBank genome assembly. Lineage: Eukaryota; Metazoa; Platyhelminthes; Cestoda; Diphyllobothriidea; Diphyllobothriidae.
AUGUCAGUUAUUCGAUCGUACGAUGCUUGCAAGCGCUGGGGAUCCCGGUACUUCGGAGAAUUCGUUGCCUCCGGAGGAGAUGAAGUACCCACGUCUCCCGAGUCCCCCGUGCCGCAAACCUACCAUCUCUGCGGUGAAGAAGGCCACAGGGAGUUGGAAUUUUUCAUAUCCAGUGAUGCCAGCGCUAUCGUGGAGCAUACUGACAGAGUGAUUUACCUCGAGGACAACGACAUUGCUGCCGUUCGCGAUGGCACCCUCUUCAUUCACCGCAUGACGAAGAAGGCCAACGAACAAACCGUUCGUGAAAUUGUAACUCUGCGCAUGGAGUUGAAUGAGAUUAUGAAGGGCAAUUACGAGUACUUCAUGCAAAAGGAGAUUUUCGAACAGCCCGAGUCUAUUUUGAACACAAUGCGUGGUCGUGUGGACUUUAAUAAGUACUCGGUUGUGCUAGGUGGCAUAAAGGAUCGCCUGGUGGACAUCUGUCGCAGUCGGCGUCUUAUUUUCAUCGGCUGUGGAACUAGUUACAACGCAGCAGUAGCGACUCGUCAGUUGAUGGAAGAGCUAACGGAACUGCCAGUGAUGGUUGAAUUGGCCAGCGACUUUCUGGACCGCCGAACACCCGUGUUUCGUGAUGAUGUCUGCAUCUUUAUUAGUCAGUCUGGCGAGACCGCGGAUACCCUUUUGGCCCUGCGUUAUUGCCUCAGUCGGGGCGUCUUUAGCCUGGGCAUAACCAACACCGUGGGCUCAACUCUUUCUCGGGAGACACAUUGUGGUAUCCACAUGAACGCCGGCCCCGAAAUUGGUGUAGCCAGUACCAAGGCAUACACAAGCCAGAUAAUCGCCCUGGUCAUGUUUGCGCUUGUGCUCUCUGAGGAUCGCAUUUCUCUAACGGAAAGGCGAAGAAGCAUAAUUGAUGGCUUAUGCCACCUUCCCGACCGGGUGCACGAGGUUUUGGCCAAGGAGGAGGAACUGAUUUAUAUGGCAAAGGAACUGAAAGCGGCCAAGAGCAUAAUUGUCCUCGGCCGCGGUUUCAACUUCGCGACUUGUCUUGAGGGAGCUCUGAUGCGUCUACCACCACCACCACCACCACCACCACCACCACCACCACCACCA